Lachnellula hyalina is the source of this 825-nucleotide messenger RNA. RefSeq names its product Signal recognition particle receptor subunit beta (gene SRP102). NCBI's taxonomy places the organism in Eukaryota, Fungi, Ascomycota, Leotiomycetes, Helotiales, Lachnaceae. The transcript is spliced from 2 exons. The record is from RefSeq and is a predicted model, not a curated record. The coding region runs from base 1 to 825 and encodes 274 amino acids.
AUGUCUACAAUUGCAGAGUGGGCGCAUGCCCUAAUGAGCCCAUCACCUGUCGCGCUCAUCGUCGGUAUCCUCCUGGUCCUCAGCAUACCACUCUUCCUACAUUCAUUCGUCUUUCGAGCAAGCGGCCUGACAACUCUCCCCUCAAUACUGCUCAUCGGCCCCAGUGGUUCUGGGAAGACCUCUCUCCUAACUCUUUUCGAGCGCGGCACAUCUGCCGCUCAAACACACACUUCUCAAGCCCCCAUCUCCGCCGAAUGCCACCUCCCAGUCGGCACCCUCGCCUCCUCCGACAGAUACCGCUCCGUCAACGACCCUACAAACCUCAGGCACAAGAAGUUCCUUCUCGUCGACACUCCAGGCCACGGGAAGCUGCGACACCAUGCCCUCGCCAGCAUCACCAACCCCCAGAACCUAAAGGGCAUAAUAUUCGUCGUAGACGCCGCUACGCUUUCCGCUGGAGAUGAGGGGCUAAGACAUACAGCCGACUAUCUACACGACAUUCUCCUUGUACUGCAAAAGAGGACCGAGAGCAAAAACAAAGCUGUGAAAGCGCUGAAAGAGAUUCCCAUCUUGAUAGCGGCGAAUAAGGGGGAUUUGUUUACGGCACUCCCUGCUUCGCUUGUGAAAAGCAGUUUGGAGAUGGAGAUAUCUAAGGUUAGGAGUUCGAGGAGUAAGGGCUUGCUGGAUUCGGGGAUUGGGAUGGAGGAUGAGGGGGAUAGGGAUGAGUGGCUGGGAGAGGUGGGGAGUACGGAGUUUAGGUUCAAGCAGAUGGAGGAGUUUGAUGUUGUGGUUGAGGUUUCUGGGGGUAAUGUUGCGGGGGGGUGA